Microthlaspi erraticum is the source of this 393-nucleotide messenger RNA. The record is from the annotation of a GenBank genome assembly. Lineage: Eukaryota; Viridiplantae; Streptophyta; Magnoliopsida; Brassicales; Brassicaceae.
AUGGCCGAGAGCCAAAACGCGUGCGUUUCAUUAAUCCGACGGUUAUGGACGGGAUCACGGGUUAAAAGACUCGGGGAGAAGGGAUUUCUCAUUCAUUCAGACUCAGAAAUAUUUCUAAGUGUCCAGAGAGAAACGGUUAUCGAGAGAGAAAGCGGUUUCCGAGAGUUUUCGUCUGUUCCGAUCGAUAUCGACCGUAUCGAUCGUCUGUUCCGACCGAGAGCGCCUGUUUCCGAUCGGUGGUCUGACCGAGAGCCGACCGUACCGAAGAUCCGAGAGCCGAACGUUCGACGAUCCGUCCGAGAGCGUCCGAGCGACCGUUCUGUAACCGUACGAACCUCCGUACGCGACUGUUCUGUUUACCGAAGGGAAUCCGAUUCCCGACUGACUGACUAA